AUGAGCUCCAGGAGUAGUGGGAGUCGGAGUACCAGUGGUAGACUCGUCCAUGAGCCAGAUUCAAUGGAUAGUAGGUCAAGUCCGUAUAUAAGACCUGCUCCGUAUAGUGGAGGUGUCCAUCCACAUUUCGAAGAAGAAGAUGACAGGUCAAGACUUCAUGCUUCUGCACUUUAUUCUGAACGACGAACAUCAUCCCGGAAAUCGCUGAGGUCUCAGAAAAUUGAUUAUCAUGCAACCACAAUUAAAACUUUGUGGUUUGAUUUCUGUGCUCGGACGUCUUCUCAUGGAAUUCCAUAUGUUGCAACAUCAUCAUUUUUCGGACGAUACGUGUGGGCGGCAUUGUUCAUGUGCAUGUUAAUGGCAUUCUUACUACAAACCUAUUGGACUAUGUCAGAAUAUUUACAGUAUCGAACAAUCAUUGAAAUGCAACUUCAAUUCGAAGCAGAACGUACAUUUUUUGAUAUCACCUCUAGUUUUUUCUGUGCGCCCAAAAUCAAGGGGGGUCUUAAAGAUAUUGACCGCACUGUAUUGAAAAACUCCCUUUCAGCGGCAUUCCCAGCAGCGACAGUAUGCAAUCUGAACGCUUUCAAGUACAGUGAACUAAUUCAAUAUGAUGAGAUCAAGGAAGGUUUCGAUUAUUGGGAGCGAGUGAUCAAUGCCAGAAUGAUGAGCGAUAGUAUGAAACCGGGAGGAGAGAUUCUGGAAGCCAUUAGUGUCAGAAAAAAGAGAGCAAAAGAUAGAAGUGAUUUGUUAUUUCCAAUAGAUGACGAAGACUUAGAAGGGGCAGAAUAUCAGCCAGUGUUUGUUAGGUGUACGUGUAUGAAUAUGGAACAGUGUGUGCCAAACAGAAACCCUUUGGAAGUCAAUGCUUCCAUUUGUAUGUGUUUCGAAGAUGUAACACGGGGUCUGAUAUGGCCAUGCUAUCCAACAUCAGUCUGGACUGUAAAGAAAUGUUCCGGUUGCUCUAUUUCCAACACUUGUCCAGAUCCAGAUGGCCCGAACGCUGCAAAAAAUAUUGCCAAGAAUCACAAUCCAUUGCCUUGUCUAUGCCAAUCAAUUUCUCAUCACUGCAUGGUUCAUCCAAAGGAUGAGAUUAGAUGGUGGAACCCGAACAACUAUACAGUUUACUCUGUAACUGACCCACCUACAACAGAAAUUACAGAGACUGAAGAGGCGUUUGGAUUGAGUGUAAUACUAUUAAUGAGUCAUAGAAUUAUAUAUUUUUUUUACUUUAAGGACUUGAAAGAUGCGGGAGCCAUCACCACUCAAACAAAGGAAAACUUGAUUUUCUUAGUUGCUGCACUUCCGAGAGAAACUAGACGAAAUCUGUCUUACACUCUCAAUGAAUUUGUGCUCCGGUGCUCCUUUAACUCAAAGGAUUGCAGCAUGGAACGAGACUUCAAACUUCAUAUCGACCCGGAAUACGGUAACUGCUACACAUUCAAUUUCAAUGACUCGGUGGAGUUGAAAAACAGCAGAGCUGGUCCUAUGUAUGGUCUUCGUUUGCUGUUAAAUGUCCAUCAAAGUGAUUACAUGCCAACAACAGAAGCAGCUGGUGUCCGAUUGGUUGUCCAUGAGCAGGACCAGGAACCAUUCCCGGAUACCUUUGGAUACAGUGCACCUACUGGAUUCAUUUCUUCUUUUGGACUAAAAACGAAAGAACUCCACCGACUAAGUGCUCCAUGGGGCAAUUGCAGUGACACAUUCCGACCAGUUCCCUACAUUUACAAUGAACAUUAUUCUCCGGAAGGGUGUCAUCGAAAUUGCUUCCAAUUAAAAGUUCUCGAAAUAUGUGGAUGUGGAGAUCCAAGAUUCCCUCUACCAUCAGAAGAACAUCGACAUUGUAACGCAAAGUCUAGAACUGAUCGUCAAUGUCUCUCAAAUCUAACAAGUGACUCUGGAGGAUACCAUCACCUUCAUGAGCAAUGCGAAUGUCGACAACCUUGUCAUGAAAAAGUGUUUGAAACUGCUUAUUCAGCAUCUGCAUGGCCCAGUAUUAACUUUAAAAUUGGUACCGACUGUCCAGCAGUGUCAGAUAUAUUUAAUGACACCGAAGCGUGUACAGAAUACUACCGACAGAACACUGCCUAUAUUGAAAUCUACUACGAACAAUUGAAUUUCGAGUCUCUGAAAGAAACCGCUGGUUACACUCUUGUCAAUCUGUUCUCAGAUUUCGGAGGUAACAUCGGAUUGUGGAUCGGUUUCUCAGUUAUCACAUUUGCAGAAUUUGCGGAAUUGUUCUGUGAGGUAUGUAAAAUAUGCAAGCUGAUGUAUAUCAAAGGAGUGAUAUACGUACAAAAGAAGAUUCAGAAGAAAGAAUACAAAUCAUCGUCUUUGAUGCAAAUUGAUUUUCUUCAAAGAUCUCCGAAGAAAGGACAACGGGAGCCUGGAGAAGAUGAAAUGUCCACAAACGAAUCGACAAAAGAAUUAAUGAGUAAAUCAUUUAAUGAACGCAACAACAUAUGUAUUUAUACACUGUCAGUGGCAACGACAACUACCAGUUAA
Molecule: messenger RNA, 2505 nt
Organism: Caenorhabditis briggsae
Lineage: Eukaryota; Metazoa; Nematoda; Chromadorea; Rhabditida; Rhabditidae
Gene: Cbr-unc-8
Product: Protein CBR-UNC-8
Exons: 18
Coding region: 1-2505 (834 amino acids)
Biological process (GO): sodium ion transmembrane transport
Cellular component (GO): membrane
Molecular function (GO): ligand-gated sodium channel activity
Source: RefSeq, a predicted model, not a curated record